This is a messenger RNA of Schizosaccharomyces cryophilus OY26, 2266 nucleotides long. RefSeq names its product inner membrane protein. The record is from RefSeq and is a predicted model, not a curated record. The coding region runs from base 52 to 2070 and encodes 672 amino acids. The transcript has a single exon. Gene Ontology annotation, cellular component: mitochondrial inner membrane. NCBI's taxonomy places the organism in Eukaryota, Fungi, Ascomycota, Schizosaccharomycetes, Schizosaccharomycetales, Schizosaccharomycetaceae.
GAAAAACCCUACUCAACGUAUGCAGCUCAAUUAAUGCAUUUGCUAUAGGAAAUGUUAAAAAAUGGUCUGAAAAUGAAGAGUAUAAGGAAAUAUUCCUGCUUUUCAAGACUUUUAAGAGGUUAUAAGCCUCAAGGGUUUGCUUUUACUAAAGGUUUUCAUAAUGGUUCAACAGUAAACGAUACAAAGGAGGACGAUCAUUUGAUUAUUUUAGAGCCUAAAAGGAAAAGAAUUUCUUCUAAAAAAUUUCAAAAUGUUCCUUCAGUGACUCACAAUUUUGUUGAAUCCAUGGCAUCAGAACUCUUAAGAGAUCCAGGAAAUGAGGAGUCUAUAACCGAACUGCGUCGAGCUCUAGAUUCUUUAAAGCCAAAGGAAAAAGAUAUUUCAUCGGCUAGACUCACUCAACUUGAAAAAGCCGUAGAUAAGUCUUUUCGACUUCAGCAGCUUCGAAAACUCAUUGAGUCCUUAACACUUAACGGAGCAGGAAAACAAAACAAGGCAGGACUUAUCAAAUAUAUUAUACAAGACCACUGGAAAAUAAAAGUUAAAUCUUCAAUUGAGGAUGAUUUGGUAAAGGAAUUAGAAUUGCAGGUCAGCCCUGUCGGCAUGUUUUUCUUGCUAUUAGAUAAAGCAGCUGAUGUCAAAAAUUUGUCCAGAAUACAUGAUUGUCAUGUAUUCUUUAAUAUUUCGGAUUACCGUAUUCGUGUCCAGGGAAAGAAUAAAGCUGCGGAAAAUAUGAAGGACGAUGUUUUUAAUCGCCUUAACCAGAUACAAGUGGCUUCAUUUCAAUUUCCGGAAGCCUUAGUGUCAUUAGUAAAAGAAAAUCUUAAGGAAUUUUCUCAGAGAACGAAAGCCUUUCUUGAAGUUCGAAGCAAAACUGAAUUGAAGAUCAGUUCCAUUCUUGAAGACGGAAGAACGUUUGAAGAUAUUAAGAAGACGCUGUAUGCGUUGGUGAAUGGGUUUUUUUGUGGAAAUAAGUUUUAUUCCGUAAUUCCUUCUAAGAAACUAAAUACUACAGUUGGUCUUAGGAACAAUGCGUUCUCUAUGCCAUGGUUUACAAAAAAUAACAAUACCUGGAAAAGGUGGAUGAAAGACGUUGGAUACUCAUGGGACACUAGUAUUCAAAGAAGCGAUUCCUUUGAAAAUUUCUCAACAGUUCUUCCAAGUUUCACAUCUGAGCAUCCUGCAUCGUCUCUCGAUAAUAUUUUGAUUACCCCACUGACUAAUCAGAAAAAUAGUGAUUACUUACCAAUCAACUCUUAUAUAAGAGAACAUGAAGGUAGUUUUUUAUUGGAUAAACAAAUGUCUGAACAAUCUUCCCAUUUUACCGAUACUAUACCUAUUGACUAUUCCCUGAAAGCAACUUUUGGGCAUUCUUUAUUCCAUAGCAGAUUUUUUUCUUCAAAAGAAAAUGAAUUUCAUUCAUUAGCCCCUUCAAAAAGUACCGAUGGAAGUGCUUAUAAUAUUUUUAUUCCUGGUAUCCCCAAUCUCUUACCGACACUUUUCCAUGUCAUAUCUAAAGAAGAGUUACUUAACUGUGAGUCUUUCAACGAAAGAAAGUUACUGUUUGUGCCAACUAUCGAAUCGAAUCAGUUAAAUAAUCCACAUUAUCUGGAAAUGUCGUUCUCAUCCCCAGAUAAAGAUGAUGGUUUAGAAAGGCAGAAAAAACAGUUAUAUGUGAAAAGCCAUAAGCAAAGUCAAAUGCUUUUACCAAUGCAUUCUGUUGACCUCUUAAUGAGUUCCUGUAGUCGUCAAACAAUCCCUUGGGAAGACGCAUUUAGCGAGUAUGCUGCCAAGUGUUUCCCAUACUUGAGUGCUAAAAAGUUCCAUAAAUGUCCCAACCAACUUUGUCUCUAUUCUCCACAAAGCGGUUCGAAACAAGACUAUCAUCUAUUAACUUAUGAAAAGCAUGAAUGUAAGAAAUUCAGAUUGGGGUCCUCCGAGUUAUUAUGCUCCUAUGUUGCAUCCCCAUAUUUUACUGGCGCGGUUUUGGAAGUUCAAGGCGCUUGUUCUAUCGAGGACUUUUUGAAAAAUGUUUGGAAACUUGUUGAUCUUUACCAAUUUCCAAAUUGAUGGACUGAUUAAGCGUCGUAUUUGGUGAAGUAUCAAGGUUUCAUGAUGCUGUUCAUAAUAAUGAUUAAAAUUACGCUGUACAUUAAUCAAACUUAAAAAAUAAUACAUUUAUAGCUUCAAUUUUGUAUGUUGGUCUCUACGUAUGUGCCUUCGGCAUUGGUUCAAUAAUUACUACUUUAAAGAUGAAUGGGUCCAC